AUGUGGCCAAAUGACAGUCCCUAUCAGGGUGGAGUAAUUUUCUUGACAAUUCAUUGCCCAACAGACUGCCUCUUUAAACUACAUAAGGUUUCAUUUACAACAAAAAUUUACCAUCCAAAUAUUAACAGUAAUGGCAGCAUUUGUCUUGAUAUUCUACAAUCAUAGUUGUCUCCAGCACUAUUUUAAAAGUACUUUUGCCCAUCUGUUCUCUGUUGUUCAAUCACCAAUCCAGAUGAUUCUUUGGUGCCUGAGAUUGCUCAGAUCUACAAAACAGAUAGAGAAAAGUCCAACAGAAUAGAGCAGGAAUGGACUCAGGAGUAUGUGGUUUAA
Messenger RNA from Apodemus sylvaticus (European woodmouse), 330 nucleotides. Its product is annotated as ubiquitin-conjugating enzyme E2 D2-like. Gene Ontology annotation, cellular component: nucleus. Lineage: Eukaryota; Metazoa; Chordata; Mammalia; Rodentia; Muridae. Gene Ontology annotation, molecular function: ubiquitin conjugating enzyme activity. The transcript has a single exon. Gene Ontology annotation, biological process: protein polyubiquitination; ubiquitin-dependent protein catabolic process. The record is from RefSeq and is a predicted model, not a curated record.